CGCAGGCUUGUUAUUUAUUCCUGAAUAAUUCUCACUCCAGACUGAACUCAAAAUCUGGCAGCCCUGUUUGAAGUAAUUUAUAGUUUUAGGCUCUCUGAACAACAUUUAUAAAAUACACUAUAGCCUACAAGUUAAUUAUAGAUAUUUUGCUCCAACCACUGGUUAUUGUGAUAAUGUAGAUAAAUGUAGCUAAUGUAGGGUAAUGUGAAGUAAUCAGCAAUCGUAGGAUUUAUUAAUGCUUUUUAAAUGCCAGGUUGGAGUUAUAUACUGAUUUUCUGUCAUGGUCUAUGGACCCCCUGAAUUAGCCUUGGCCACCCCAUGUAUAAAACUCUAGCUUCGCCACUGCAUAAAUGGUCACAUUUCAGGCCAGCAUAAAUGAAGCAUAAUUUUUUUCCAAAUGUGAACCUUUGAAUAUUUGCUAGUUAAAAACAAGUGUUUUGUAAACGUUGUAAUUAUAUUUAAAUUGAAAGCAGAUAAAUUAUAUGUCAUAAAGGUGCUACUUUUGCCGUAUUAUUUCUCCCCUAUUGGCGCUUCACUCUCCAGUCCAGCGGGAGGCGCUAAGAGGCAUACGUUUGUUUGCAAACCACCAUUAAACCUCAGAGGAGGAAGAUUAGUUCAACCGCGCUCUCUGUUGUUUUGUCGUGAUGCUCGCUUAAUACUAACUGUAAGAAAUUUAACGGUAACGUUAGUGUUCAAAAAGAUUUUGAAUCCAUUCAAAAAAAUGUUUUUAUUAUUGUCCUCUCAGUAAGCAGAUAUAUCUGGAAGAGUAACAACUGAACUGAGAUCUGCUGCUGUGUAGAUGGAGUUUGUUAAAGAAGAGAUUGAAGAGAACACGAGAGAACCAGAAACCUGGAGAAUAAAACACGACGAACCAGAAACCUGGAGAAUAAAACACGACGAACCAGAAAACUGGAGAAUAAAACGCGAGGAACCAGAAACCUGGAGAAUAAAACACGAGGAACCAGAAACCUGGAGAAUAAAACACGAGGAACCAGAAACCUGGAGAAUAAAACACGAGGAACCAGAAACCUGGAGAAUAAAACACGAGGAGCCAGAAACCUGGAGAAUAAAACACGAGGAACCAGAAACCUGCAGAAUAAAAUACGAGGACCAAGGUCUGAUGAAAGUGAAAGAGGAAAGACAAGAUCUGAAUGAAGUGGAGGAGAAGCAUCAGGAUCAGAAAGAUCAUGAUUUCAACACUGGAGAAAAAUCUGUGAGUUUCUCUAAAACUGAAAAUGGCAACAUUCAGAUAACCGAGGUCAAAAAGCCUUUCGGCUGCUGUCAGUGUGGAAAGACGUUCAAACUGAAAAGUAGUCUUAUGAACCACAUGUUAGUUCAUGCUGGAAUAAAACCUUUUACCUGUUCUGAGUGUGGAAAAAGUUUCACGCAGAGAAAACGACUCACUGUGCAUGUGCGUAUUCACUCUUCUGAAAAGCCUUUCAGCUGCUCUCAGUGUGGAAAGACGUUCAAACUGAAAAGUAGUCUUAUGUACCACAUGUUAGUUCAUGCUGGAAUAAAACCAUUCACCUGUUCUGAGUGUGGAAGGAGUUUCACACAGAAAAAACAACUCAAUGAGCAUGUGCGUAUUCACUCUUCUGAAAAACCUUUCACCUGUUCUGAGUGUGGAAGGAGUUUCACUCUGAAAAAACAACUCAAUUUGCAUGUGCGUGUUCACUCUUCUGAAAAGCCUUUUAGCUGCUCUGAGUGUGGAAACACUUUCAAACUGAAGAGAAGCCUUAAGUACCACAUGUUAGUUCAUGCUGGAAUAAAACCAUUCACCUGCUCUGAGUGUGGAAAAAGUUUCACACAGAGAAAACGACUCAAUGAGCAUGUGCGUAUUCACUCUUCUGAAAAGCCUUUCGGCUGCGCUCAGUGUGGAAAGAGUUUCACUCUGAAAACUCAACUCAAUAAGCAUGUGCCUAUUCACUCUUCUGAAAAGCUUUUCAGCUGCUCUCAGUGUGGAAUGAGUUUCACACGUAAAGCAAGCCUUAAUGAUCACAUGAUAAUGCAUACUGGGAAAAAUCCUUUCAACUGCUCCCAGUGUGGAAAGACUUUCAAACAGAAGAGAUACCUUGUGCACCACAAGUUAAUUCAUGCUGGAAAAAAGCCUUUCUGCUGCUCUCAGUGUGGAAAGAGUUUUACACACAAAAAAAAUCUCAAUGAGCAUGUGUUUAUUCACUCUUCAGAAAAGCCUUUCACCUGCUCUCAGUGUGAAAAGAGUUUCACACGUAAAGCAAGCCUGAAGAAUCACAUGUUCAUUCACAGUGGAAUAAAGCCUUUUGUCUGCUCACAGUGUGGAAAGAGUUUCAUUCAGAAAGUUCAACUCAAGAUUCAUUUGAUAACUCACUCUUCGGAAAAGUCUUUCACCUGAUCUCAGAGUGGAAACCAUUUCAGUCGUAAAGAAUGCCUUAAGAUUCACAUUGAUCCAUAAAAGCCUUUUACUUGCUCUCAGUGUGGAAUCAGUUUUUCCUAUAAGCAAGGAUUUAAUUUUCACAUGAGAAUUCACAAUGAAGCAGAGUUGUCCGUGUGAGAAGAUUUGGAAAGCUGGUGUCAGAACUCCUCUUCAUCGCAAUCACUGUGCCAUGAGGAAAUUGAACUGAUCUGGAUGGAGAUUUCUAAGGAUUGUCUCUAAUGCUGGGCAGUAAUACUGUUUCACACCGAAUACUGGUGUUUAUUUUUCGUAUGAUAUCAACUUUUAAAAUACCGGAAUACCUUUGUCGUCUAAACAACGUUCGGAACGCGACACUAUUUGAAAGCCGUCACUUCACACAAGCAUGACUUCAGAACUAUAUUUAGCAACUUUCAGACCCAACUUUUUCAACUUUCAGAUUAAUUUGAUUCUGGCUUAAUUUUUUGACCUCAGUUGCAAGGUGGAGGAUUUUCAAUCUAUUCUGUCAUUAUUCAUUUUUGUUUUGCCAAUUUUAUCCUUCAUAACUGUGUUUUUUAUGAGAUGUCCGCUUUUAGGCAUUAAAGGCAUUCAUUUGUUUUGGGGGCAUUUACAAUCAAAUACUGAAAACAUUUUAUGCAUUUUGGUACUUAUUAAGAGUUAAUUUUUCGUUUUUUCCCAGUCACUUUGGCUUAAUUCUUUAAUUGUGAUUUUUAUAAUUAAGCUCUCUUUGAACAAUAUUUUUGGUCAGACAAAUUUGAAUUUCAUAUUAGUUUAAGCAAAUUGCAUUGCUAUGUAUGACUUCUAUGAAAGAAAUGUGUGUAAUAUCAAUUUUCUUUUUACAUGUAAUGCAUUUCUACACAAAUAAAUGUACUGUACAUAUUCAAAUGU
Molecule: messenger RNA, 3277 nt
Organism: Carassius auratus (goldfish)
Lineage: Eukaryota; Metazoa; Chordata; Actinopteri; Cypriniformes; Cyprinidae
Product: gastrula zinc finger protein XlCGF26.1-like
Exons: 2
Coding region: 800-2371 (523 amino acids)
Biological process (GO): regulation of DNA-templated transcription
Molecular function (GO): RNA polymerase II cis-regulatory region sequence-specific DNA binding; DNA-binding transcription factor activity, RNA polymerase II-specific
Source: RefSeq, a predicted model, not a curated record